Messenger RNA from Fusarium mangiferae, 822 nucleotides. RefSeq lists its product as uncharacterized. The record is from RefSeq and is a predicted model, not a curated record. The coding region runs from base 1 to 822 and encodes 273 amino acids. Lineage: Eukaryota; Fungi; Ascomycota; Sordariomycetes; Hypocreales; Nectriaceae. The transcript has a single exon. Gene Ontology annotation, molecular function: catalytic activity.
AUGACUGUCACAUUUAUUGAAACAGACGGUGGUAAGCUCGCCGUCGAUAUCGCUGGUGACGGCCCUCUUGUCAUCUGCUCCCCCGCAAUGGGAGACUUUCGCGACGCAUACGACGCUCUGGCUACCGAGCUUCGUAAAUCUGGUUACAGAGUCGCUAUGGUUGAUCUUCGAGGUCAUGGCGACAGUAGCACUACCUUUAACCGCUAUGGCGAUGAAGCUACCGCCGAUGAUCUCAUUACUCUGAUUGACGCUUACGGCGGAGGGCCCGCUGUCUUAGCCGGUGCCUCUCUCUCCGGUGCAGCUGCUACAAUCGCUGCUGGAAGCCAUCCCGAAAAGGUCGCUGGCCUUAUUCUCCUUGGAGCAUUCCUUCGACCUGGAACUGGCAAGCUUGUCGCCAGUCUCUUCCGCCUCUCAAUGCGUCAACCUAUAGGCCCUAUGAUCUGGAAGUCAUACGCCCCUAAGCUCUGGCCCGGUCUUGGCGAUAAGGUCCAAGAACGAGUUGACAGAUCCAUCGCAAUGCUGACAGGCCCUGGUCGCUGGAAGGCAUUCCAUGCUACACUAUCUACCGACCACGCUGUUGUCGCACCAUACAUCAGCAAAGUCAAGGCGCCGGUACUGGCUGUCUAUGGAGAUGCCGAUCCUGAUUGGACUGACCCUAUCGAGGAAGCUCGCUGGGUCGCAUCGAACUUUGAUGAUAGCGAGGUUGUUGCUGUCAAGGGUGUUGGGCAUGCGCCUAUGAUGGAGAGGCCUGAGGAGGUUACACCAGCUGUUCUCAAGUUUUUGAACAGGAUCCGGGAGAGCGGUGGUUUCAACCGCUCUUGA